GAAUGAGAAAAAGAUUGAAUGGACAAGUGUGUAUGCAAUAAAAGAGUUGGAUAGUUUUUUAAAUGAUGAAUUAGUGUAACACCCUAAUAAUUCUCUCUUUAAACAUGUGAGUAUCCUGAACAAAAUCCAAGAGAAUUACUGGUGUGUAUGCUGCCAGUGAUUCUCUUGGAUACUUAAAUUUUUUUGCGGGUUUGGGAAUUUUUUAUUUUUUUUUAAUUGAGCCCCAUAAACCGAUAGAGAAUCAACAACGUGUCAGUAUGUGGAGCGCUAAAGAGUGUGUUAUGCUAAUACCGUUGGAAAACACCAGAAACACGAAUUCUGUGAUUUUGUUUGAAGAUGAGAAUGACAAUUCUCCAAUUUCAGCAAUUACAAUGCCAACAACACUUCAAUGGCGUCUUUCUUUCUCACUCUUCUUUACUCCAUUCUUCCAUUCCACGGAUUUCGAGACCUUGUACUGUUAUGUGCUCGCAAUCAUCUCCUACCAGGACUCAAAGGAUAAUGGAAAGCAUAUCGGUAGGAACAGAAGCCGGUGGUGCAGGAGGAUCAUAUUCUUAUACUGCCUUGAAGAGGUUGGAUCAAUUAUGGACAAAUAUUUGCUCGGCUGAAACAGUAACUAAACCACCACAGGUAGUUACUAGUAUUACAGGUCCUUUUGUGCAUGAUGACGCUUCAGGGAAGUCAGUAGAGAAUUUUGAUGUGAUAGUUUGUGGAGGUACUUUGGGAAUUUUCAUUGCCACUGCAUUGUGUGCCAAAGGCCUUAAGGUCGGAAUUGUGGAAAGAAAUAUUCUGAAAGGGAGAGAACAAGAAUGGAAUAUUUCAAGAAAAGAGUUCUUGGAACUUGUAAAGGUUGGCAUUUUGAAUGAAGAUAACAUUGAACAAGCUAUAUCUGCAGAAUUUAAUCCUAAUAGAUGUGGAUUUGAAGAGAAGGGUGAGAUUUGGGUCAAGGACAUUCUUAAUAUUGGAAUUUCGCCAGCUAAGUUGGUUGAGAUAAUGAAGGAACGCUUCAGGUCUCUUGGUGGUAUUAUCAUGGAGGGUUACAGUGUAUCUAGCAUAUGUGUGUAUGAUGAUUCAGCAGUUUUGCAAGUAUCUGAAGAGAAGAUUUUAUCAUCACGCCUAAUCAUUGAUGCUAUGGGAAAUUUUUCUCCUAUCACAAGACAGAUACGAAAUGGAAGGAAGCCAGAUGGUGUUUGCGUUGUUGUUGGUUCUUGUGCAAGUGGCUUUACAAAUAACACCACAAGUGAUGUCAUCUAUAGCAGUGCAACAGUGCAGAAAAUUGGUCAAUCAGAAGCCCAACUGUUUUGGGAGGCGUUUCCAGCUGGUUCUGGUCCCAUGGAUCGUACAACUUACAUGUUUACCUAUAUGGACCCUCAGCCAGGAUGCCCUACCCUGGAAGAUCUCUUAGAAACUUACUGGGAAUUGAUGCCAAAAUAUCAGGGAGUUUCUCUGGAUGACCUCGAUUUUAUGAGAGUUGUAUAUGGCAUAUUCCCUACUUAUCGUGACAGUCCACUACCAGCUGCAUUUAAUCGUAUUCUACAGUUUGGUGAUGCUAGCGGUAUUCAAUCCCCUGUUUCAUUUGGUGGUUUUGGAAGCUUGACCAGGCACCUUGAGAGAUUAUCGUCGGGAAUAUACGAAGCAAUUGAGGGCGAUUUUCUUGACUCGAGCAGCUUGUCUUUGCUGAAUCCAUAUUUGCCCAAUCUAAGUGCUUCUUGGCUAUUUCAAAGAGCAAUGUCAGCAAAGCAACAGCCUGAUGUAUCGCCUUCUUUCAUCAAUGAGCUACUUCAUGCCAAUUUCCAGAGUAUGGAGAAGCUUGGUGAUCCUGUUUUGAGACCAUUUCUUCAGGAUGUCAUUCAAUUUGGACCCCUGGUCAAAACAUUGGGGUUGGUCAUGCUUACUAAACCUCUCAUCAUUCCUUCCAUAUUCAAGCAGGUUGGUUUUCCUGUGCUGAUUGAUUGGUCCGGGCAUUUCUUUAUGCUUGGUCAUUACACAUUCCUCUCAAGCUUUGUAGAUCCUUUAAUUAGGUCUUCAAUUAACAAAUUCCCUUCCAAGUCGAAGUUUCAAUGGAAGCGAUAUCUUGAUGCUUGGAAGUAUGGAGCUGGUUUAGACUAUAGAUUGUGAAGUAAUACAUUGUUGAAAUACCAGAAACUAUUGACAGGCGAAAAAGACAGUACGUAGAAUGGUGAGAAUCAAAAUCACGAGCGCUUAUGUUAUGGUAGCCAUAGCAGUAUGGAUGGUGCUUGAACCAACUCUCGCCGCAAAACCAGAUGUAAGUUUCGACAUCGAAGGUGCUACAAUAGCUAGCUACUCGCAAUUGUUGACUGAUGUACGUAACAUAGUGAGGGAUAGAAAGAUUGUAUAUGGUGGGCGCCCCGAUUUACCAGUAAUGGCGAAACCUUCAGCAGCAAAAAAUUAUUUGUAUGUCGAUUUGACAGCAUCAGGGGGAAGGACAAUCACAAUUGCUGUGAAUUUAAGAAAAGAUUAUAAUUUAUAUGUGGUUGCUUAUCUUGACAAAAUUAAUGGAAACUUUAGGUCACAUAUUUUUAAA
Chenopodium quinoa (quinoa) is the source of this 2542-nucleotide messenger RNA. RefSeq lists its product as uncharacterized. The record is from RefSeq and is a predicted model, not a curated record. NCBI's taxonomy places the organism in Eukaryota, Viridiplantae, Streptophyta, Magnoliopsida, Caryophyllales, Amaranthaceae. The coding region runs from base 337 to 2115 and encodes 592 amino acids. The transcript is spliced from 19 exons.